AUGUCUUUAUUAAAUUAUGGUUUAUUCUCUCGUAGUUUUAAGGGAUACAAGAUAACUCUCUCUCUCUUUCUCCCCCCCUCUCUCUCUCUCUUUCCCUGUUUUUUUACUUGUCUUUCUGUCGUUGACAUUUAUUACUUUUUUCUUUCUCUUUAUUUAUUUCUCCAAUCAUUUUCAUCUUCGCUUCUUUCUUUCUUGUACGUUUUUCAUUUUUAUUUCUUUUUCUUCGAUUUCUGUCUUUUCCACAUUCUUUCUUUCUUUCUUUCUUUUAUAUUUCUAAUCAUUAGUUUUCGGAAGACGUUUUUUCAUUUUUAUUUCUUUUUCUUCGAUUUCUUUUUUGGAGAUAGAAGAAAACACACCAUCUUAUAUAAGAAAUUUCUCUCCUUUUUAUUUCUAAUCCCAUCAUUCGCCUCUAUUUCUUUUUUUUUUUUUUUUUUGAUCACGUUUGAUUUCUUUCUGCAAUCAUUUUUAUUUUCGUUUCUUUUUUCUUUCUUCCUUUGUUUUUUCUUGCUUGUAUCCUAUUUUUUUCUAUCUUUUUCAUAUUUUUCUUUCUUUCGCUGGCACUUUUCUUUCUUGUACUUCUGUGUUUUUCCUUUUCUUUUUCUUUCUUUCUUUCUAAUAAUAAUAUUGCUGAUUUCAUUCAGUUUUUUUCUUUUGUCAUGUAUUUCUCUUUUUACAUAUUUUCAUUCAUUCAGCUGUUGCUUUUUCUCACUUUUUCACACUUUUUCUUCUUUUCGUCAACUUCCGCCUUUCGCAUUUCUUUCUUUAUUUUUCAUUCUUUGUAUAGUUAAUUUUUCUUCUUUCUUUUCUCCUGUUUUUUACUCUCUUUCUUUACAUUUCUUCGUUUUUUUUUCUUCUUCAAUUUUUUCAUAUGUCUUUGUUUCCUUCGCUUUUCCGGCAUUUUUUUUGUUUCGAUUGCUGUCAGAUCAGUCUUUUUCUUCUUAUUUGUCUUUUUUUAACAAUCCUAUCUUUCUUCAACUCCCAUCUUCUCCGUAUUCUUUCUUUCUUUCUUUCUAUUUUUCUUUCUUUUUUUCUAUCUUUCUUUCGUUCGUUCCUGUUUCUAUAUCCUUUUUUUUGUACUUUUUAAUUUCGUUCUUUUUCCUUUCUCCGAAUUCUUUCUUCGACAUCUGCUUUCUCCAAAUUUUUCUUUCUUUCUUUCUUUCUUUGUUUCUUUUUUUCUUUCUUUCUUUUUUUCUUUCUUUCUUUCUUUCUUGUUGCUGUUUUCUUUUUCUUUCUUUCGUUGGUUCAUCUUUCUAUUGUAUUUUCUUGUAUAUUUUACUUCCUUUCCUUUUUGUUUCUUCGACUUCUGCUUUCUUUUUAUUCUUUUUUCCUAUCUUUCUUUCGUUCGUUCGCAUUGUGACACUUUUCUCGUUUCUAUCUAAGGAACCACGUGAGUGUUUCACUGAUUUGCUUAUAACUACGAGUCGAACAACCACUUACAAUCCUGCCAAAGAAUGUGCAUUUUUAUCAUAUCAUACCUUCUAUCUAUCUAUCUAUCUAUCUAUCUAUCUAUCUAUGUAUCCCAGCCUGUUCAUAUCUAUCUAUCUAUCGCAGCCUGUUCAUAUCUAUCUAUCUAUCUAUCUAUCUAUCUAUCUAUAUCUAUCUAUCUAUCUAUCAUCACAGCCUGUUCAUCUAUCUAUCUAUCUAUCUAUCUAUCUAUCUAUCUAUCUAUCUACUUUAUUUUUUUCGUAG
Messenger RNA from Acanthosepion pharaonis, 1689 nucleotides. The record is from the annotation of a GenBank genome assembly. Lineage: Eukaryota; Metazoa; Mollusca; Cephalopoda; Sepiida; Sepiidae.